AUGGGAGCCGAAUCCAAAGAGAAUCUGCUGCAGCAUGACCUCGAGUCCGGCGUCGCAUCACCGUCGUCAUCCAAUCGCACUGCCUCGUUCUGCCUACCACCACUGGCACUGCUUCGACGCAAGAAGCUUCUCGUGGUACUCUUGCUUUUGCCCACAGUCUAUUUCCUGCUUCUCUAUAACGGAACUGCCAGCUCACCCUUCGACACGCAGGCGGGCACACGCAUGCUCGAUGCGCUGCACAACGCAUCGCCCGCCAUUAACGAGCUUGUGGGCAAGUUCCCCGGAGUUGCACCAGCUCACCACUACGACGAUGCACACAUCGACAAAGAUGGACACCUGCACAACGCUUUGCUCGACACGAUGCAUGUGGAAGGCACUACCGAGCUGACGGCUCUCAAGAACAAGCUCGAACAUGAUCCGGCCACGGCGGGGGCGUUAACGAGCAGUAACAAGGGCGUGGAUCUGGCGCUGCAGCUCAACGAGAUGUCCAAGUUCGAUGCGCGCGACGAAAGCGUGUUGCUGCUGCUGCUCGCACUGCAGAUGAAGGAUUACAAAGUAGGAGACGACUGGCAGGAAGUGUACUUUGAUCGUACGCCUCUAGCACAGGGAGUGUUUGCCCAGCUCAACUCGGGUCCGGAUAACAAGUUCACGCAGCUGCUCGCCAAAGUGGGUCUACCCAAGAACGCCAUCUCGCCCGAGUUCUCGAUCCUCAACGACGCACACCAAGUCUACCUGCUUUCGCGCAAGGAUUGGGUGAGCAAGGUGCGCCCUUCGCUCGGCCUGACCGUGUUCAGCAAGAGCUACUGUCCCUACAGCAAAAAGGCAAAGACGCUGCUCACCUCGCUGAACGCCUCGUAUACCGUGUACGAGGUGGACACAAGGCCAGAUGCACAAGAGCUGCAAGCGCUGCUGGCCAAGCUGACGGGACAUACGACGUUCCCGACUGUGCUUGCGAGGGAUCGGCUGUUGGGCGGCAACGACGAUGUGCAGGAUCUGCAUUCGAUUCAUGCGUUGAAGAGCAUCCUCGAGUCGGUGGGUGCCUUGUAG
This is a messenger RNA of Sporisorium graminicola, 1047 nucleotides long. RefSeq lists its product as uncharacterized. Gene Ontology annotation, molecular function: glutathione disulfide oxidoreductase activity. Gene Ontology annotation, cellular component: nucleus; cytoplasm. NCBI's taxonomy places the organism in Eukaryota, Fungi, Basidiomycota, Ustilaginomycetes, Ustilaginales, Ustilaginaceae. The record is from RefSeq and is a predicted model, not a curated record. The transcript has a single exon. The coding region runs from base 1 to 1047 and encodes 348 amino acids. Gene Ontology annotation, biological process: cellular response to oxidative stress.